This is a messenger RNA of Cladocopium goreaui, 2511 nucleotides long. Lineage: Eukaryota; Dinophyceae; Suessiales; Symbiodiniaceae. The record is from the annotation of a GenBank genome assembly.
AUGUCGGUGGAAGUGCAGUCCUUGGCAAUCAAUGCACUGACGAAACGUAUCCAAGAAGAAGCCAAGGUCUUACCAGAUGGCAUUUUGAGGGUCGCCGAUUUCCUGAACUACCGGGUAGAUCCUGUGCUGAUGGACAACUGCGGAGCCAUUCUGGCAAACAAACUUUCGAAGCGAAAACUCACCAAAGUUCUGGCGGGAUGCUCCAGUCAGGGCCUCCUCCCAGCAUUAGCAACUUCCAGACAUUUGGGCAUCCCGGUGGUUUUCGCAUAUGCCUCAGUACCAAGCGCCUGGGGUCGGCGAGAAACUUUUUCUGCGACCAUUCAGGGACGAACGCACUGGGUCUUGAAGGAGGCCAUCUCGGCUGAGGAUCAUGUAGUGAUUAUCGAUGACAUCGUCAGGACUGGGUCUACGGUGGAGGCCUUGAAGUCCAUCUGUCAACAAGCCGGUGCCAAAUACCUGGGGGCAGGUGCCAUCAUCCACAACCGUCUCAAUGGCCAGACUUGGGAUGGAGAGCUGGAGAGCUUGGCUCAGGUGUCUCCGCCCUCCGCUUUUGGCCGGGCCGUGGACAUCAGCCCAGCCGUAAACGACUUGGCGCUGCCGGAGGUGGUGGCGGCCGAUGUCCUCACUGAGCGCGUGAUGACGGAAGGAAAGGUGUUGCCCGGGAAUCUGCUGAAGGUUUAUUCCUUCAUCAACCAUCAGGUGGACACGGGGCUGAUGGAUAUGUGCGGCCAGUUGUUGGCGCGUGUCUUCGCUGGCUUCGGUGUCUCAAAGGUUCUUACUGCACAGACUGGAGGUCUACCUCCGGCGCAUGCAGUCGCCACGGCUUUGCGAGUACCCUUGGUGUGCGCCAGGGAGUCUCAUGAGAAUGACACCGCAGUGAUUGAAACCAUGUACAGCGCACCAUCCGAAAGCUUUACCAAGAAGAAGAAACUCGUCCUCUAUGUGACCAAGGAAAGCUUGAGUGCCAACGACACUGUGCUGGUGGUGGACGAUUUUCUGGCCACUGGGACGACUGGAGUUGCAUUGCACAAAAUCAUUCAACAAGCGGGCGCUGCUGCAGCUGGCAUGGCAUUCCUUGUGGAGAAACGCUUUCAGGAUGGUCGAGGAAAGAUCCUGCGGGAGUUACCGGAGAUGUCGGGGCGCAUUGUCUCACUGGCGUGCAUUGAGUCUAUGUCAGAGGAUGGUAUCAACCUGGACUGUAAGGUGGUGGGUGACUGCAAACCACUCCCAAGUGUGGACGACCAUGUGAUGAUUGACCGCGUCUUGGAAUGUGCCCAACCUGCCACUGGCUAUGGCAUGAUCAACGCCACAACCUUUCUGAACCACAAAGUCGAUACGAAACUCAUGGAUCAGGCGGCCUUCGUCCUGGCCAAGCGCUUCGUGGACGCCCGCUGCAGCGCGGUGCUCACGGCGGAGAUGUCCGGGGUGGCGCCCGCGGCGGCGCUGGCCAGGAAGCUGCGAGUGCCGUUGGUUUGUGCCAGGCGUGAGCUGAGCGAAGUGAUGAAGGUGUCGGGUGGUACUAUCUCUGCAAAGGUCGAGGGAAGCACCGACUUGGCCCGUGGCAUGCUACACAUCUUCAAAGUGCUGGUCGUUGAUGAUAUCUUGGGCAAUGGCGCUACAGCACUGGCGAUGCAGGAUCUUUGUGAUCAGGUGGGCGCCACUGUGGUUGGAAUGGGUUUCCUUCUGGAGAAGGAUGCCGACCUUGGGCACCCGGGAGCCUUCCGCUGCCCUCUGCAGGUCUUCCAACAUGGCCGAGGCAAAAUCCUUGCGAAGCGUCCGCAACUGACAGAUGGUAUCGUUGCCCUCACAAAGAUUCUAUCCAUGGAUGAUCAAGGACUGAAGGUCUUCCGCUGUCCCGAGCCUCAACGUGAGACCUGGCUGCGUGUGGCCAGCGAUUUAGUGCGCCGCAUGAGUGCAGAGGUCGAGAUUGACGUGGCAGCGAAUGCCAUGAAGUUCCGCAGCGUUUUGGGCCUCCAUAUGAGCAUGGAUCCAGUGCUGCUUGAUGCGUGUGGCGAUGUCUUAGCAGCUCAGUUCGCAGGUGUGACCAAGGUACUCACAGGUGCCCCUGUGCAGGGUCUCUCUGUGGCUUAUGUCGUUGCUCGACACUGUGAAGUACCAAUGGUCUUUGCACGUACCGGUGUUCCGCUUACCAUGAAGGGUCAGAAGAUCUUGAGCGCACAGGCACCAUCUGGCAACUUCAACGUCUCAGCGGAGUUCUUUGGGCCUUCGGAUCGUGUGCUGAUCGUAGAUGAUUUUUUGGCUUCGGGUCAAACUGCCAAAGCCUUGCAACAAAUUUGUGUUGAGGCGGGGGUCCAAAUUGCUGGCUUCGCUUUCUUGGCGCUCAACAAGACACAGUUGGUGGGUCAGCGAACUGCUGCGAAUGGUCAUGGACCCACAGGCCGAGAAGCGUUGGGUCCCAACAAGGUGGUAGUUCUGGCAGAGGUCUUGGGAGGUAUCACUCAAGGACGCUGUGAAGUGAAACUGGCAGAUUGGCUUCAGCGCUUGUCUUGA